AGUUGAGCGCGCUAAUGAUCGAGUAGUGGUGAAGGCAGCGGCUCACAGAGGCAUUUGAAUGUCGCUUUAACGCUUAGCUAUGCGACAUUUGUGCUUUAGUCGGCUGGCGUAACUGCUUCAAAUCGGACCGUCUGACUUAAAACGGAUAUUUCGUCGGUACAACCAUUCAGUACAACGCGUCGUGUCCCAGCACAGAUUUUAGUGCAGUCGGUAGUGAAAGCGUUCGAAUGAACUACCUUAUUGUUGGGUUCAUAUAGUAAAUGUGUCAAACUUGAACUUCAAAAGUGUAGAGAACAGCUGUUCGCUUGUCGCUUUCAGCUAACUUUAGUGGAAAAACCAGUUUUUGAAUUUUUCAACUCGGAUCACGGCGAUAGUGACCGUACCAACUCCGAAUAUGACCGAACAUAAUCCCGCCAAAUCAGAGGAACUGGAAUCUCUGACCACGAAAAAUGGUAAAACAGCGCAAAUUGUUUCAGGUCUUAAUAGACCCACAGAAAAAUUACCGCUGGGCGAACAAAGUCGUGCAGUACGACGUCAAGAAUUAAUGGUACUACUUGGUAAUAUUGGAUUACUCUCUACCGGAAUGGCGCUGAGUUUGCCAACAGUCACUUUGCGACAGCUGAUGGACCCCAAUGAGCCUGUUCAUCUCAGCGAGUCACAGGCUUCAUGGUUCGCUUCCAUCAACACACUUUCAUGCCCACUCGGUGGUCUACUCUCUGGAAUUCUACUGGAUAAAAUGGGUCGCAAAAACACACUAUAUGUGUUGAACGGCAUUGCGCUCGCUUCAUGGGCUCUGAUGGCUUUAGCGGUGGAAAGUAAUGCCGAUAUUGUUUUUAUACAGCUGAUGGUGUCGCGAUUUUGCAUAGGCAUUGCUAUGGGAAUCGCCAGCGCACCAGUCGGUGUCUACUCCGCCGAAAUAAGCUUACCACGCAUACGUGGAAGACUCAUUCUUGGCACAUCGGUAUCAAUUGCUGCGGGUAUUCUAGUGAUGUAUAUAAUGGGAUAUUUUAUUCGUAAUGACUGGCAGUUAAUUUCAAUGAUUUGCUGUGCCUAUCAAAUAGUAGCGAUGCUUUGCGUUAUUCCAAUGCCCGAAUCGCCCAGUUGGCUAGUGUCUAAGGGGCGUGUUGAGGAAGCGAAGAGAGCGCUCAAUUAUUUUCGAGGCUUGGAAAAAUCAGACGAAAUCACUCAUCCGGAAGUGCUUGCCGAAUAUAACUUACUGCAGAAAUCUAUCCAAUUGGGUGAAGGUGUAAAGAAACCGCCAUUUUUGAAGAGCAUACGCGAACCAGAGGUCUACAAGCCACUUCUAAUACUCAUGGGCCUCUUCGCAUUCCAACAGUUGACAGGCAUCUUUGUUGUUGUCGUUUACGCUGUGCAAAUCUCACAAGAGGCUGGCGUCAAUAUAGACCCAUUUAUGUGCGCUAUCUUGAUCGGCGUUGGACGAGUCGCAACCACAGUUCUGCUAGGAAUCAUUUUGGAGAAAUGGGGACGUCGUCGUUCGGGUAUUGUAUCGGCGCUUGGUAUGUGCAUAUGCAUGUUCCUUUUGGCCGGCUAUAACUGGUGUUCAUGGCUACAACUAAUUCCAUAUUUGCCGGUCAUUGCAAUUAUUGCCUUCAUUAUCUUAAGCACAUUCGGGCUCUAUACGUUACCGUUCUUCAUGAUAUCGGAGCUCUUUCCGCAGAAAGUGCGCGGAGCAGCGUCGGGCCUCACAGUGGCGGUGGGCAUGUGCUUCGCCUUCAUCUGCAUUAAAACUUAUCCGGCGAUGAAGAAUGCAUUAGAUAAAGACUACUGCUUCGUUAUUUACGGUAUUAUGGCAUUCAUAGCGGCAGUUUAUGUAUACGCCGUGCUGCCGGAGACACGUGGACGGACACUGCUCGCUAUUGAAGACCAGUUCCGUACUGGCGUUAAAUCGCAGCGUUAUCAAGCCGCUCCAGUAGAAAUGCAGGAAGUGUCCGUGAAAUGAGCCAAUCGAGUGCAGAGAAAGUGCUUUAAUUAAUUAGUUGUUCUUUGUUUAAUUUAAGGAAGUGAAAGUGAUUGUUAAUGAAAGCUUUUGUAUUGAGUCGUUGCGCUUUACAACUGAAGCCAAUAAGUACACAGAUUAACAGUUAAAUGAAACCAAUUUGAAUUUAAUAUUCGACGCAAACAAAAAGAAAAAACUUUCGAAAAGAAUAAAAUUUAUGAAAAACUUAAACUGUGAUAGGUUUUGGUCCUGAAAGAAGAUUUUAUUACAUUUAGUGGUUUAAAAUUUAAUAUUUAAUAUAUACAACUAAAUACAUUUAGAAUAUAAUAAAAAAAAAAUACAACAAUAUAGUAAUUAAUACAUAUUUGAAAGGUGGGAGGGAAAAUCUAGUACCGGAUGCUUUCCAUUAACUCUACCAGACUGUAAUUUAAGUAGAGAUGGCUGCCAUCAAGGAAACAGCAGAUAAACAGCUCCGAAGGGCUCCUUUGUAGAGGUGUGCAUUCACUUCGAUAGCAGAGCAAAAUGAACCUUGAGCUAGCUUACAGUCAACGAAUAUUUACCCUUUUCAGUUGCAUCCAGCCACUUUGUUAUCCGACUUGUGAGGGUUACAAUGGAUUCGCUGGAAACUGCAAAGCUCGUAGAGAGGCCCCGCUUACACCAAUUUGGUCAGGUUGGGGAUAGAACGGUAUAGAAAUAAUAAAAUUGUAUUUAUCAGUUAUUCGUACAAUCAGUUAACCGUACAAUAAUUAGAAAUAUGCGCUUUAUAAAUUUCGGUGGUAUACUAUUUUAUUUUAUAGGGCGAGGCCACACUCACUUUUUCAAAAAAAAUUGCCCACAGAUGCCCCUUGCUACUGCCAUCCUCUGUACCAAAUUACAGCUUUAUACCUCAAUUAAAUGUUUAGUUAUGGUGUUUAGUGGGCGUGGCAGUCGAAUUUUUUUUUUUUACUAAGAAACCCACUUACCAAAUAUCAUCGAGAUAUCUCAAUUUUUACUCAAGUUACAGCUUGCACGGACGGACGAACAGACAGACAGUCAACCGGAUUUCAACUUAUAUGUAUAUACUCGUACAUAAUACGUACAACCGUUAGGUGAACAAAACUAUAAUACUCUGUAGCAAUUGGUUGCAAGAGUAUAAAAAUUGGGUACACCAAACAUUGUUUCUCGCACAUAUUUAUGCACAACUUAGAACUCGUUUUUGAGAUUUGCAAUUUUAAUAAAUAUUUGCAACACCUUAUA
Messenger RNA from Bactrocera dorsalis (oriental fruit fly), 3193 nucleotides. RefSeq names its product facilitated trehalose transporter Tret1-2 homolog. NCBI's taxonomy places the organism in Eukaryota, Metazoa, Arthropoda, Insecta, Diptera, Tephritidae. The record is from RefSeq and is a predicted model, not a curated record. Gene Ontology annotation, molecular function: sugar transmembrane transporter activity. Gene Ontology annotation, cellular component: membrane. Gene Ontology annotation, biological process: transmembrane transport; carbohydrate transport. Bases 395 to 1960 code for a protein of 521 amino acids. The transcript is spliced from 5 exons.